Molecule: messenger RNA, 1910 nt
Organism: Westerdykella ornata
Lineage: Eukaryota; Fungi; Ascomycota; Dothideomycetes; Pleosporales; Sporormiaceae
Product: IMP dehydrogenase
Exons: 3
Coding region: 140-1771 (543 amino acids)
Biological process (GO): GTP biosynthetic process
Cellular component (GO): cytoplasm
Molecular function (GO): IMP dehydrogenase activity
Source: RefSeq, a predicted model, not a curated record
CUUCUUUCUCUUGGGAAAAGUUUCGCACUUUUGCCCGGCCAAAGUUCGCCCUCGACUUGGUCUAUCUCUCUUUGUCUCUCUCCGUCAAGUCGCUCUCCUAGCUUCUCUGUUCCUUGAGAAGCCCUCUACUUGGUUCACCAUGCCCGCCACCAACGGCAACUCACUGGUCAACGGCGAAACCUUGGACUUCCGCAGUGCCACAAAGGUGCUGCAGUCCGAAUACGCGGAGCGCGAUGGCAUCUCCGUCAAGGACCUGAUCAACUCCAAGGUGAACGGAGGCCUGACCUACAAUGACUUCCUCAUGCUCCCUGGCUACAUCGGCUUCGCUGCCUCCGAGGUUGCGCUUGAAUCUCCCAUUACCAAGAGAAUCACUCUCAAAACUCCCUUCGUUUCCUCUCCCAUGGACACCGUUACGGAACACAACAUGGCCAUCCACAUGGCCUUGCUCGGUGGCUUGGGCGUCAUCCACCACAACUGCUCGCCGGACGAGCAAGCCGAAAUGGUCCGCAAGGUGAAGAGAUACGAGAACGGCUUCAUCCAAGAUCCCGUCGUCAUUUCUCCUAAGACGACCGUGCGGGAGGCGAAGGCGUUGAAGGAGAAGUGGGGCUUUGGUGGUUUCCCCGUCACAGAAAAUGGUACACUUCGGUCCAAGCUCAUUGGUAUCGUUACUCCGCGGGAUGUGCAAUUCCAUGAGAAUCUGGACGAUCCCGUCACCGCUGUCAUGUCCACCGAUCUCGUCACCGCACCCCAGGGUGUCGAUCUGAAGGAGGCAAACAGGAUUCUCAAGGCGUCUAAGAAGGGCAAACUCCCCAUUGUGGACGAGAAUUUCAACCUUAUUGCACUGCUCUCUCGGUCCGAUCUGAUGAAGAACCUUCAUUACCCACUUGCUUCCAAGCUUCCGGAUUCAAAGCAGCUCAUUGCAGCCGCUGCCAUUGGCACUCGCCCGGCAGACAAGGACAGGCUUCAGAAGCUGGUUGAUGCCGGCCUUGACAUUGUCAUCCUCGAUAGCAGCCAGGGGAACAGCAUCUACCAGAUCGAAAUGAUCAAGUACAUCAAGGAAAAGUACCCUGAAUUGGAUGUGAUUGGCGGCAACGUGGUGACCCGCGAGCAAGCGGCCGCUCUGAUCGAAGCCGGAGUGGAUGGUCUCCGUAUCGGCAUGGGCAGCGGAAGCGCCUGCAUCACGCAGGAGGUCAUGGCUGUCGGUAGACCGCAGGCCACGUCCGUCUACAAUGUUGCACAGUUCGCCAAGCGAUUCGGCGUCCCUUGCAUUGCGGACGGCGGUAUUCAGAACGUGGGCCACAUUGUCAAGGGUCUGGCCUUGGGCGCCUCGACCAUCAUGAUGGGAGGCCUGCUUGCAGGUACCACCGAGUCCCCUGGCGAGUACUAUGUCAGCCAUGACGGCCAGCUUGUCAAGGCCUACCGUGGCAUGGGCAGCAUAGACGCAAUGGAGGACAAGAAGGCCGGUGCUGGCUCCAAGGACGCCAAAGCUAGCAAUGCCGGCACUGCCCGCUACUUCUCCGAGGGAGACCGCAUUCUAGUCGCUCAGGGUGUCUCUGGAUCCGUACGCGAUCGCGGCUCCAUCACCAAGUUUCUGCCAUAUCUCCAGGCGGGUGUGCAGCACUCGCUCCAGGAUAUCGGCGUGCGGAGCUUGACGGAGCUGAGAGAAGGUGUCGUCAAUGGCACUGUAAGGUUUGAACUGAGGACCGCGAGUGCUCAGGCUGAGGGCAAUGUGCACGGUCUGCACAGCUUCGAGAAGAAGCUGUACUCUUGAUUUCUUGGUCACAGCUGCAUAGAAUUGGCGUCUGGGAGGCUUCAUUGGGUUCAGUUUUUGAUGACGGUGUUAUGCUUCUAGAGAGGUUGGGCUUAAAAUGAUCGUAGCACGACAAUCUAUUCGCCAUGAUAUUUGACGA